Gambusia affinis (western mosquitofish) is the source of this 8094-nucleotide messenger RNA. RefSeq names its product AMMECR nuclear protein 1 (gene ammecr1). The transcript has 6 exons. Lineage: Eukaryota; Metazoa; Chordata; Actinopteri; Cyprinodontiformes; Poeciliidae. Bases 2744 to 3733 code for a protein of 329 amino acids. The record is from RefSeq and is a predicted model, not a curated record.
AGUACGAACCAGAGGCAAUCAUUUUACUUAUUGACUGACUCUUUAAAAGUUGUAGAGAUACAAGUAUUGAACCUUGGGGAACUCCUCGGGUAGUUUUUGCUUAGAAACUCUUUUCCUUUAAGAGCAAAAACAGUCAAAUGCAGAAUCAGGAAUUCUUGCAGUCAAGUAGCAAAAGCACAGAAUAAUUCACAACAGCUGCAGCCAUCAAGCAAUGUUUGUGUUCCUUCAACAUGUUAGUUUCUGUGAAAUGCUAGAUUGAAAAUAAUGAGAAAGCUGCAGUCUGGGCUUCUAUUACUUUCUAAAAUGUUUUGCUAAUGAAUCAUGCAUGCUUUAUUAGCAAGACCUAACAAUAACACACUAGACUGUCCCAUGCUGGGAAUAUCAGACGAUAAGAAACCUUUGAUCGCUCCAUGAGGUUUUUUUUAUUACUACAUUAUUAUUACAUCAAUAGCAUCAAUAAAACAACAAUGGCAGUGGCGAUUACUUUCAUCUCAACCCCAUCUUUGGUUUGUUACUUGCGGCUGAAUUUCAACAGAUGUGAGGAGAGGAAAUUAGGCCUGCUUCACCCUUUUUCCUGUUGUAGCUUCAAGAGCUAAUCGGGAUGCGGCGGAUUGGAUUAUCAAGCAUUUCUGAAAAUCACUGGUUGUGAAGACAAGAGUUUUUGUCCUUUCUUUUAUCUGUUAACUUUAGAAAGAGUUAUGCAAUUUCUUUAGUAUAUAAGCCUGAUUUGCGGCACUCAUAUAAAUGCCGCUCCACAUAUGUGACUAUUAAUGUCAUGAGGAUUAAAGAAACAAACAUUACUUGGUUAUUUGGAACUUAACAAAGCUUAUGAUGUAACUAAAUGUACAAUAAAACUUAGAUGGUUAGAAGCAGGCUGUUUAUUCAGGAGGAUUGUAGGGUGUUCAUGGGAUAAACUCCAACAAAUCCGGACUUGACUAAAAAGAAAAAGCUAAAUUAUGCUGCAAACUUCAUCAGUGCUACUCUCAUUUUUAUUAUUAUUUUUAUUAAAGAAGAAUUUUUCCAUACUAUUCCUGUACACCCUGUCUCAAAGAGCUAAACUCAAGUGGAGCUAUGUCAAAACCAGAAACCAGACUUUAAAUGAUAUGCUAAAACCCACUAGUUUUUAAUAACCCAGUUUGUUUUCUAAAUCAAAAAACUAAAUCUAAAAAGGAUGGGAUGCAUUUGUAAAUAACUAAUUUGCAGAAGUAUCUUUCUGCGGAGUUACAGCUACAAAUCCUUUGUUAUCUACCACUUUUGCAUCACUGUAACGUCUUGUCAGAUUUCAAACAAGAUUUCGAUUCGGACAUUGUGUCAUGUUGUCAUAGCCUUUGGGGUAUGACUGCUUUUUGAAGGUACCAUAAUCCUAAAUGAAUAUGACUAAUCAGAAGGAAAAAAAAUAAAUAUACCGUAUAUCUUCAUUUCUAUAUCUCCUGCUUUUCCGAGUGCUAAAGGCUUGAUCAUAGAAUCCUCACGACAAGAUUUUUGACAAGAUAAUCCCAGAUUUGAUGGGAACAGCAAAUUCACUAUAGUCGUCUUGUCCCUUUUACAACUUCGGGGUUACUGCUUUUUUGUGCACGCACACGUCAUGGUCGCGCAUGGUUCCACAGCAACGGAUAUUUCUUCUGAAUUGCAAAUUCGACACCACCCCUCCCUUCUACUUUAUUGCCCCCCCCCGCCUCUUAAAAACUACGCAGUAUGAGUACCAACUGGGCGCAGAUCAUUUUCUGAAUCCGGUUCCGGCGUGCCGACGACACCGAUGCCCGUGCCCACUGACUGAUCGCAAGGCUUUUUACCCGAACAGCACAGAACUGUAGCAGCUGACAGGCGGAUGCGGAGGGAGGGUUGCCAAACCCGGCGGAAUUCUCACGGUCCGCGGACUAGAAGGCUCUUCUGUCCGAAUGACAGCUUCCCAACAAACAUAUGCUGAAAACUUUCAGCUGUCCGUUUGACGCGGGGGUGUUAUUUAGAUUUACAACCCGGUCCGAGAAGCAGUCAUGAUGCAGGUGCAAACUGUGGGCUAACGGUACUGAAAUGACUUGUUCGGCGCUGACGCGAUUCGUUGUGCCAUGCCAACCUCGCAUUGUCAGAUGCCAUUUUACUCUGCGUUUCCCCGGCGUUUGGGUUUCCAUUAUUCUGGGCCUGUUGUAUAAUUAGAAGUUCAUGAGGCAGUAGCAAACAAGCUGGUGCAAUGAGAAGCUACGCUGUCCGAGGAACAGUGCGCAGUUUGUGCUGAAGCUUAUGGGUCCUGCGUACUCGAGCCCCCGGCUUCCAGUUGGAGAGGUGUGCUGCAGGACUACAGCGCACAGGCUGUCGGCUACACAUCUGGACCGCCCGACUGCUGUCAUCUGCGGCCUGAUCGGACGGUGUACUCCUUGAACUUGUAUGUUUUAAGGGGGUAACAGAGUGAGGUCGCUUCGGGCGGUGUCGUUCUAGCAAGGAGGGGUGUGUAUUUGGCUCGGACUUGGGGUGGUGAUCCACUGGAACGCCACAGUCCAAACCCUGACUGGCUGACUACUCAAGGAAUAAACGCCUGUCCAGCUAUGAAUUUUGCGUAACCGAGUCACGCAUUUUUAAAGGCAACGCUAGAGUGACAUUGCAGUCUUCUCGCCACAUUGGUUAUUUCUUUGCCAGACUGAAAAAAAAUAAAAGAGUGAAAGUGGAGUAUUGUCCGUCGUACGUCUCAACGCAGUGGGAUUUCUACGUCUGGUCGGCGUUCCCCCCCACCCUUCCCGCGGUGACGGUUAUGGGUCGGAAGCGGUGUGUCGGUGCAGAUUGUUCCAAGAUGGCGGCCGGGUGCUGCGGGGUGAAGAAGCAGAAACUGUCGGGAUCUCCCGGGUCGGGGGGUCCCGGCGGGGUGGGGGCGGGAAGCGGGGUGGCAGGAACCGGACAUUGUGGCACGGAGUUGGGGAUUGGCUCCUCCGCGACGGUUGCAGCAACGGCGAACGUGAGCAGAGCCAACGGCCUGGGGGGACCCGGAGGUAACGUUAGCGGUAGCAGCGGCGGCACAAACGCUCUGUCCCCUGCCCCGGCCGGCUACUCUACAUCCGGCCUCUCCCCGAACCUCAGCCCAGGACCAGGUUCGGGAAGUGGUGGCAGAAAAAUGGUCGUCUCAGCAGAGAUGUGCUGCUUCUGCUUUGACGUGCUUUAUUGCCAUCUGUACGGAUACCAACCUCCGAGAACACCCAGGUUUACAAACGAUCCCUACCCGCUGUUUGUCACAUGGAAAAUAGGCAGAGACAAACGGUUGAGGGGUUGUAUAGGUACAUUUUCUGCCAUGAAUCUGCACUCAGGACUCAGGGAGUACACCCUUACCAGUGCCCUUAAAGACAGCCGCUUCCCCCCUAUGACAAGGGAUGAGCUGCCUCGCCUCUUCUGCUCAGUGUCUCUUCUCACCAACUUUGAAGACGUCGGUGAUUAUCUCGACUGGGAGGUGGGUGUUCAUGGUAUAAGAAUAGAGUUUUUCAAUGAAAAAGGAUCAAAGCGCACCGCCACCUACCUGCCAGAGGUUGCAAAAGAGCAAGGUUGGGACCACAUUCAAACCAUAGAUUCCUUACUACGAAAGGGAGGCUACAAAGCUCCCAUCACAAAUGACUUCAGGAAGACCAUUAAGUUAACCAGGUACCGUAGCGAGAAGAUGACGAUGGGUUAUGCAGAGUACAUCGCCCACCGCCAGCACCAUCACUACCAGAACGGCAUCGGGCACCCGGUGCCGUCAUAUAACCAUUAUUCCUGACAGCGAGCCGCAUGACCAAUCAUUGGACCUCUCCGCGGACCUUUUCCCAGGAGAGCCCGCCCCCUCCUGGUCUAGCUAUUUCUACUACUGUACCAUUUUAUGAUGAUAGUUUCCGUUGCCGUGCUGGCCGUCUCACAGACGUUGACAUGGCAACGGGUGGCAGUGAAGCAUCGUUCGAUUAUGGCGAGAAAACCAUGUUCCUUUUGUUUGCCUGCGGUUGAGCUUUUGCAGCAUAUGUAUACCUAUAUCUAUAACCUCACCUCCCCCCCUCCAUUCAUUCAUAUUAUUUUGGAAAAAUUAACCAGUAUUAGAGUUUUAUUAAUAUUGCGUCUUUUCAGCAAAGCUAAUCAGGUGUUUGAUUCUGUGGAUGGAAGCGAGUCUCCUUGGGUGGAUUUAGGCUUUGCUACAAUUUUACAUUUACUAACCCUUUUGUUUUUAUCGUCUACUUGUCGUUUCUUUAACUUUACUAUCCAGACGUGUGAUAUCAUGUAGCAAAGGCAAACUGCAGUUCCAAAAGGCUGUGUCCUCACUACUUUCAAUUCCUCUCAAAAACUUGACUGCUGAGGUCGUGCCAGCCUUGUAAACUCUCGUGUCGUAGUUGGAAUUCGUACGUGGGAUAUGUGUACUCCAAAGUGUAGAUAGGAUUGUGACGCCUUUUGAUCGGCUUUUGCUGAUGCUCUUUAUUGAUUUGGGUCACAAUUGUGUGUGUGUGUGUGUGUGUGCGCGCGUGUGAGUGUGUGUAUCACUGUGUGUGGAUUAUAGGCUCCACUUUGUCACAAGAUGGAAAACCAGUAGAAUAAAUUAGAAAUUGGGUUUCAGCUACAGGUUCAGCUGCAUUUGUUUGGCUAUCAAAAAAUUUUAAGCUUAUUUUUGAGGGUUUAUUUAGACUUUUAAGAAGGCCGAGGAACAAAAAGAUGUACAUGAAGCUUUUGUUUAAUUAAAAAAAUUUUUUUUUUUUUUUUUUUUCUCCUGCAUUUACUGAUAGGGAGUCGCGCGAUAGGGACAUGCUAAAACUAUUUAAAGCCAUACUGCAUCGUCCACGGUUUUGUCCGUUAUCAGAGGCGUUGGGUGCUGAAACGUUGAGAUGUUGCUUCAGCCCGAAACCCCGCCGCUUCACUUAGUUCCUCGUGUCAUUGUGAAAACAUCGUCAUGCAUUUUCCGGUUAUUAACCAUCGUCCGACAUAAUACGACGUAUAUUUAAGAAGAAGAAAAGAAGUCACGCACAAACAGAAGUGAUCUUAUUAACAUGUUUGUGUCAUUUAGAAGUGCAUGUCAUAGUGCGUAGUCGUGGAUACGGCGCCGCCGCCGCUGUUCCCCUCGCUCCCGUUGAUCCACGUGUCCGCAGCACAGGGAAUGUUCUGGUUUCUGUCUGUUUCAAUCGGAAGGUUACAGGAAGUGUAAAUUUUUUAUUUGUUUUAUAAAAAGAAAAAAAAGCCAGGGCUUCGUAAAGCCAGUUCUUAUCCAAAUAUUACCCAGGUGUGAGUUUGAGCCACACACACUCUGCUAGUUAGACGUACUUUAACGAAUGUUUGAUCUGUCUAGGAUCACCAAGUUGUCGGUCUGCGUGUUUCUGUUGCAAACUGGAAUUUUUUAUUUUUAUUUUUUUCGAGAGAGGUUCUUGUUACUUGACCAACAUCUUCUGUCGUAACAGCCUUUUUCUGACAGGUUCUUUCCUUUUUUCAUAAUUUUUUUUUCCUUUAUGCAAAAAUGUCAAGGGCUUUCGGCAAUCCAUCCACAGUAACCCGAAACGAUCCAGAUUUCCAGUUGUGUUGCCUUAAGUUUUUUUUAAAAUAAAAAUAAAUAAAAAAAACCAACAAAAAACGAUGGACCAGGAGAAAGUCGCUCUGAGUGUAUCCCUUACUUGGACCGGCGUAGGCGCUCGUCGUCCGGGAGACUCCGCGUGCUUCACUCCAUAUCCUACGUUUGGAUUUCACAUAAUCAACGUUAAAGUCGAGCGCCGUUAAAAGUUCCGACCACAAGGGGUCAGCGUUGCGGCCGUAGGAAACCAUACCGUACACUACUACACCAGAACAAGCCGCAGUCAGGCGCCUGGUCUCCUGGUCCAUCGACUAUAGCACAACCUGAAUUUUUCUCUGCUGCAAAACCAAAUUGACCAUGCUCUUUUACACAUAUGUCUUUGUAUACACAUGCAAUGUAUUUAGUUGCAUGUAUGUAUGAGUAUGAGACCUAUGGUUUUAUCCAUGAUAUGCUUGAUCUAUGGCUUAGACACUCUUAUUAACCAUUAAGAGAUUUAAAAGACAAAUAUGGUGCUAUCGGACCUCAUAUUGGGGUGGUCACAUCUCGUGACUGGUCAUGCGGACUCAUUGAUCAUAUCAUAUAUAUUCUUAACAAUGCGACAUGUAAGAUUUUCUCUGGAGUUGCGUUGCUGUGCGAGCCAAGUUGUGGUGAAGGAUCCGUGCUCUCCAACGUGGACGGAAGGCUUUUUGUCGAGGUGGACUUGGGUGAUUUUUAUUUUUUUUUUUUAUUUUAUUUUAUUUUAUUUUUUUUAGGGUGGGGAAUCAAUUCCACCCUGGGAAACUGACAUUCUCUCUCGUAAUGAAGAAAGACUCCACAGGCGCUAUGGAAUGUACUGUUAACGGUCACCAGGGGAAUUGAACAUGGACGUGUCAUAGGAGAAAAUCCUACAUGUUAAUACAAUCCUUGAUAUAUGCAGAUCUGUUCAACAGGUGUUUCAUUUUUUCUUUUAGAUUUUUUUUCUCUUUUUUUUUUUUUUUUUUUUUUUGGGGAGGCUCUUUAGCUGUUGAAUCGGCUUACCACCUCCAAAAGGGCAACGUUUAAGACGUUAACUAGCAUAAGGUCCUGUUGAGGUCGUUUCAGCCUCUCUUCAUCAAAGUUUACCUCUACAGAGACAUCGAUUUUUAGUAUUUCUUUUUUUUUUUUUUUUUAGUUUUCUUCGAAUUUCGAAUCACUGAUACCUCAAGGAAUCGCAAGGAACGACAUCGGUAGACUGUUGUAGCAGAUCGCGUGUUUUGGUUCCCAUACCAGGGUUUGGAGUUCAGGCUCGGCAUUCCUCGCGCGGCCGUCCCCAAGCUCUUUGUUACCUUCGUAUGUUCGACCGAACCAAAGAUGCCAGCGGCCAUGCUCAGAUGCUGCUUUUUUUUUUUUUUUCCAGGCCUGGCUUCCUGUCCUUCCAAAAACAAGCCCUGCUCAUGACUAAAUGUUUCUUCUUCUUCUUUUUUUUUUUCUUUUUGUGCGAUUUCUGACUUUUUAAGCAACCCAGUUCUUCGAUGAAUUGUCAUUGUUUCCGUCUCUGAAGCCGUUCGAGGCGUCAAGAUGGCGAAAAAUGGGUGCGAAUUGUUGUUACUUGUUUUGUUAGUAUUAUUAUUGCUUUUUUUUUUUUUUUUUUUUUUCAAAAAUGAAAAUCCCAUGGUGUGCCUCCUAGCUUUAUGGGUGGUUUAUAAAUGUUUGUUUUCCCCCUAAAGACCAGCAGUUAUACUUUGUAUAAAAGAUGGAUUUUUUUUUCCCUUAUUUUUUAUGCCAUUAAAGAUGAAAAAGCCUGUUUUCUUUACUCGACCCAGUAGCUGCACUGGUAUACAAUCGCACUGAUAGAAGAAUUAAACAAAAGAAAAAAAAAAAAGAAAAAAAAAGUGAAUCAAUAAUAAUAAUGAUGACAAAUAAGAACUACAAUAAACUUGUGUUUGAAGCUUUUAUUAAAAAAAGUAAAAAAAAAACAACAAAAAAAAACCAACAAAAAGAGACUAUUAAAAAAAAGAGAAAAUGACUGUUUUUGUACAUCAAAAUAAAUUUUUUUCAAAGGAAUAUUUUGGAUCUAGUUUCAAAAUUAUUUUAGUGGUUUUCUAUGUUCUGAAAACUUUUGAGACACCCUUCUGAGACGUGUCGCUGUAUAAAAUGGCUUUCUUUUGCAGUGGCCUGAUGGGCUGGGAGGGUUACCUGGUGUAACUCCUCAUACCAACUUUUAUUUCCUUUGUCAAUUUUUGGAUCUUUUCUUUUUUCCUCUCUCUCUCUGCUUUAGUACUCUGAAAAAUUGUUGAUGGGGGUGGGGGGAAAUAUGAACUGGGAACUUUUAAUUCCAUCCCUGUAGAGCUAGAACUCCUCUUCCUUUCCAACUGAAUUGCUGUUUAGUGUGACGGAACUCCGAAACGGGCAUUUUAUGAUCGUAUGACACCAAAAAGAAAAUAAAAACGUACAUAACACAAAAAAAGGUAAAAAAAAAAAAAAAAAACUAAAAAAAACAACCCAUAAAUAAAUAAAAUUGUGAAGAAGGCUGAAAGAAAAUAUAUCGACGGGUUAUCUGUAAGCAAUGGCUGUGAAAAAUAAUGUAGUUUUAAACAUUGUUACCUUUUAAAAUCAUUUAUUCAAUAAAAAAACCCUCCAAAUCA